AAAUUCGGCUGGUUGAGACUCGCCGUGAUAAUGGUUGCAAUUGCACCUGUCACUGGUCAAGUGGAAGCAUGAGCGGUGUGUCCGUGGUGCCCUACACGCUGGCGCCGGCGUCCGGGGCCGGGUCAAAGCCGUCCAAGAAGCGGAAGAAACGCUCGAAUUCCAGCGCUAGUGGUGCAGAUGCGGAUGCGAGCUCGUCGAUGGCCAACUCCGGCUGGACAAAAGUGGACAUCGAGGAUAUGCAGCUUGAGGGUUUCCAGGAUGGCUGCGCCUUCGAGCUGGAGGAGCUGACAGACUAUCGUGUGGAGACUACGGAGGAUGGUGGUAAGAUGCUGGUCGGAGAAGCCAAGAGCCAACAAGAGGGCGGAAAGAAGAAGAAACGUAGGAAAUCAAAGGCAACGAAACCAGAACUGGUGAAGGAUGUCGAGACGAAGGAGGAAGAACAGGAACAGACGAAGCGACAGGAUAGUGGAGAAGAUGUUUCGAAGAAGAACAAGAAGAAGAAAAACCGCGGUGGCAAGGCUAAGAAGGAGCUGGAGCAGGUGGAGACAGUCGCUUUGAAAGACGUAAAUCUGCCCAAGUGGAAUAAGUUUAAGCUGCAUCCACUGCUGAUGCAGUCACUGCAGACAUGUGGCUUCACUGCUCCAACACGCAUUCAGGAACGCACGUUGCUGCCAGCACUAGUAGACAACCGAGAUGUGGUUGGUGCAGCACCGACAGGUUCCGGUAAGACAUUGGCAUUUGGCCUCCCGAUCUUGAGCCAGCUGCUGCAUGAACGCGAGCAACCAGGAUACACUAAAGACUGCAAGGCGCUGAUUCUAACUCCAACACGCGAACUUGCUAUCCAGAUCCAGCAACAUCUCGAGAAGAUGGUGCGGAACCGAGAGAUCGGUGUGGUUACGUUGGUGGGCGGUAUGGCUGUGCAGAAGCAGAAGAGAAUUCUCAGUUACAGACCUGAAAUUGUCAUCGGUACCCCUGGUCGUCUUUGGGAUAUCAUUGAGGCGAAUCAUGAACACAUGCAGGAUCUGGCUACCACACUGCGCUUCUUGGUUGUGGAUGAGGCGGAUCGUAUGCUGCAGCCUGGAUCGUACCCGGAAUUGGAGAAGAUCUUCGAUGUGCUGCGUCGUAAGAGCAAAUCUACGUCUUCUGAACUGUCUAACCUCUCGGACAGCGAAGAAGAUGAAGAGGAAAGAGAGGACGAGGAUAACGAUGAAGAUGAUGGCGAGGAUAUCGAUAUGUCCAAGUUCGCAAGUGGCUCGAAGGUUUUGAUGCUUGAUGAUGUGCUCAAGAUGCAACGUAAGCAGCAAGACAAGGAAGAGAAGACUAAGGGGAAUGAGAAGGCAGCGAAGACCAAGGCUAAGGGUGAAGCCGUGACUCCGCGACAUGUACGCCAGACAUUCCUGUUCUCCGCUACGCUGACGAUUCCUGAAGGCGGUCGCUUCCAGAAGAGCAAGACCAAGAAGUACCGUAAUGCGCUGAGUGUUCUGGAGCGAGUCAUGAAGCGUGUGGGUCUUCGUGGAAAGCCUGCUGUUGUGGAUCUCAGUAUCGCAGAGCCUGACAUGGGUAUCCCUGGAGCAAAGCCGAUUAUCUCGGAAGAAGUUGAGCGUAAGAUGAAGAAACAACAGGAGAAUGUGGCGUUGUCUCUGCCUGCAGGUCUCGAGCUCUGUCAGCACGAAGUGACGGAGUCUACUCGCGAUAGUUUCCUGUACUACUUCCUCACACAAUACCCUGGCCGAACCAUCAUCUUCUUGAACGCUAUUCAUCAAGUCCGGAAACUUACGGGCCUAUUGAAUCUGCUCAACCUCCCCGUGUUUGCCUUACAUGCUGAGAUGCAGCAACGUCAGCGUUUGAAGAAGUUGGAUGGCUUCCGUUCACAUGCUAAGGGUAUUCUGGUGGCGACGGACGUUGCAGCGCGUGGUCUGGAUAUCCCUAGUGUGGACUACGUCGUCCACUACCAUAUUGCUCGCUCCACGGAGGUUUUCGUGCAUCGUAGUGGUCGUACCGCUCGUGCGAACAAGGACGGUCUCAGUAUUUCGCUGGUGUCUCCCACUGAUGCCAAGUAUCACACGCAGAUCUGUAAAAUGCUGCAGCGACCCACUGGACUGUCAGACUUCCCUUUCGACCAUCGGUAUAUGGAGGCGAUUGACGAGCGUAUGCGUCUUGCCAAGAGUAUCAACGAGCAGGAGAACGCUGCUGGCAAGCUCAAGUCGGAGGCAACGUGGUUCGAGCAAAUGGCUGCUGCUGCUGACUUGGAUAUGGACGAGGAUUUGUUGUUCGAGUUAGGAGCCAAGCAGCGAAACCAGGAUGGCAAGAAGAGGAAGACAGCCAAUCAGCCGGUGCAGUCGCUACGUGCUCAACUGAGUCGUUUGCUUGCUGCUCCUCUGCGUCCAGUGGGCUCUGCUCGUAAAUUCCGGCAGCUACACAAGGAACUAGGGUCUCAGAUCACCGGUGACGGCGAGUACCGUGCUCGUGACGCCAAUGAAGACCUGGCAUCUAAGGGUAAGAAGUCGUACAAGCGCUUCCGCCGAAGGAAAUAGGGGGAAACGAGCUUAUGUAGCUUGUUGAAUAGCGACGAAAUAGAGUUCGGUUACGGUAUUCGGUAUGCUUGCAUCUGUAACCGUGAAGCCAUGUGUGUAAUGAGUGC
Messenger RNA from Phytophthora nicotianae INRA-310, 2641 nucleotides. RefSeq lists its product as hypothetical. The coding region runs from base 69 to 2534 and encodes 821 amino acids. The transcript has a single exon. Gene Ontology annotation, molecular function: RNA helicase activity; nucleic acid binding; ATP binding. The record is from RefSeq and is a predicted model, not a curated record. Gene Ontology annotation, cellular component: nucleolus. Lineage: Eukaryota; Oomycota; Peronosporomycetes; Peronosporales; Peronosporaceae.